Tribolium castaneum (red flour beetle) is the source of this 1761-nucleotide messenger RNA. RefSeq names its product phospholipase A2 group XV. The transcript has 4 exons. The record is from RefSeq and is a predicted model, not a curated record. Gene Ontology annotation, biological process: lipid metabolic process. NCBI's taxonomy places the organism in Eukaryota, Metazoa, Arthropoda, Insecta, Coleoptera, Tenebrionidae. The coding region runs from base 433 to 1638 and encodes 401 amino acids.
GAUUUUCUAAAAGUACGAAUUUGAACGGAAUUUAAGCCUCUUUUAAACGUUUGCGUCCAAUGUGUUAGAAGGUGUUACGCCACUGGUUUGUGACCCGUUCAAAGUUCAAAAAAAGAUUCACUUGUGAUUGGGAUGGUGUGAUGUGUAACCCGCGUCAGCAUACCUCCAAAAAAUCGUUUCAUUUCUGUUUAUUUUGCAUAAAACGGCUCUUUUUGUCUUUGUUCAGUAAAUAAACAAUCCGCCGCCACUGGUAACAAACGUCAAAAUCAUCUGUGGUCAUUAAUUGUCAAUUGUAUCCAAAAUAUCAGUGUUUUUCAAUAAGAAAAUAUCAUGGUCGAUUUAACUCGUCCCAGCGAACCGACCUGAGUGAGUGAAUUUAAUUAUUAUCUUCCCAGUCACGCCAAAAUUAACCGUGAAAGCAAAAAUUCGACGAUGUCAGCCUCAUAUAACCUCAAAAUCUGUAGUUUUUUCGUAAUUUUGGCGGUAGCCAGAGGCGGUUUAAACCCCGUUGUGUUAAUCCCAGGCGAUGGGGGCUCUCAAGUCGAAGCCAAACUCAACAAAUCAGCCUCAGUGCAUUACAUUUGUGAAAAGACAACGUCGGAUUUUUUCAACAUAUGGCUCAACAUGGAGCUGCUGGUGCCCCUAGUCAUCGACUGCUGGAUUGACAAUAUUAAACUGAUCUAUGAUAACGCCACUCGAACAACGCGCAAUAACGACGGGGUCGAGAUCAGGAUCCCCGGCUUUGGGGGCACCGAGACUGUGGAGUGGCUGGACCCCAGCCAUGCCUCUGCAGGUGCGUAUUUCAACAGCAUUGCCAAGACCUUGGUCAGUCUCGGCCACGAGCGCAACAAAACCAUGAAAGGGGCACCUUACGACUUCCGCAAAGCGCCCAACGAAAACCAACAGUUUUUUACCGAUCUCAAGGCCCUAAUUGAACAAACGUACACGGAAAAUAACAAUCAGCCGGUCAUUAUCAUUGCACAUUCGAUGGGGGGCCCCAUGUCUUUGUUUUUCCUGAACCAGCAAACGCAAGACUGGAAAGACAAGUACAUCAGGUCUUUGGUUACGCUAAGUGGGGCCUGGGGGGGCUCCAUGAAAGCGGUCAAAGUCUACGCGAUUGGGGACGAUUUGGGGUCGUACGUUUUGCGGGAGAGCGUCAUGCGGGAGGAGCAGAUCACCUCCCCCAGCCUGGCGUGGCUCCUCCCCUCCAAGCUCUUCUGGAAGCCGGACGAAGUCUUGGUGCAAACCAGUCGGAAAAAUUUCAGUUUGAAUAACCUGGAGGAGUUUUUCCAAGCGAUUAAUUUCCCCAACGGGUGGGAAAUGCGCAAAGACACUGAGAAGUAUCAGCUGGAUUACCGGCCGCCAGGGGUUGAGGUGCACUGCUUGUACGGGGUCGGGGUUGAUACGGUUGAACGGUUGUUUUACAAGCCAGGGACGUGGUUGGAUGGGUACCCCACUUUGAUCAAUGGGGACGGGGACGGGACUGUGAACCGGAGGUCGCUUGAAGGGUGUCUCCACUGGGAGAGCCUCCAGAAACAAAAAGUCUACUCGAAGCAGCUUCCCAAAGUCGAUCAUAUGCAAAUUCUCAACAAUAAGGACGUUCUGAGCUACAUUGCCAAUCUCAUUAACGACGUGUGAUUUAGAAAUUACCGAAAUUUUAACGCUGUUACUUCCCUUCUCUUCCUGAUUUUGAGUGUUUUAUUUAUGUUUUGUAUUUUGUGAUAUGUAUAUUGGAAAUAACAAUAAAAAAGAUUGAGAGUU